AUGCCCUUUGGCGACAAGGAGGAAGAUCCUCCUAUUGACGUGACUGCUCGAACGAGCACUUCUCGUACUUUAGUUAUUUCCGAAGCUCAUCCUGACGCGGAUGAGACCUCGCCUCCUCAGCAAAAUGUAGAGCAUCUGACUCCAGUCGCGAGCCCCUGUGCCUCUUCGCCAAAGAGAGCUAGGAUUGAGCCGGGCAAAGAGUAUAAUCUUUUGAUUGGUGGUUCUGCGACUCCUUCGAUGGAUGAUUUGGUUUUUGACAACUAUACCGUGGUCCCUCGUUCUUCGGAUGCAUUACCAACUACGUCCUGCUCGAGGAAGCCCUCUGUUGUCGAACUUACUGGAGGUUCUUCAAGUGAUACCCAGAAUGAGGAUUUGAACGAACUGCGACAACAACUUCAGUCGAUGAACAAGCAAACUCUCAUGAUAAUGGAGCAGUGUCGAAAAUCGUCUGAAAGGGAGAAACUUGAUCUUCAACAAGCUCAGGAAGCCCUUGUGUUGAAGGAAGCCGCAGUUACUGAAGCUACCAAAGCUACUUCCCGAGAAAAUUUUAUGCUUGAAUUGAUGACUGAGGCGAGCUUGGAAAUGGCAGGUCCCUUUUUGGACGCCGCUGCCGAAGAUCAACGGGUUGACACAAGAUCAAAUUUCCUUGUUAACUUGGCAAUGGACCAUGGCUCCCUUUUUUGGGCUACACCUGAGCAUACCCGACAGAUCGUCAGAGCUCUGUCCCUGUUUAUCUUCCUCGCUGACAGACGCCGUGAGCAUCUUUUUUUGAUUCCUCUCACAGCCACCUGCUCCUCCCUUCCAUCCCCUUCGAGCAAACCCUACCCUGCUCCUCCCCCUUGCCGCCGCCGCCCCAUCUUCUAUCCCCUCCACAAAAGGCUUCAGGGAAAGACAUCGAGAAAAGUUCAGAAAAUUCAGAACUUUCAGUCACCAAGUUCGCCGAAGAAAGAUCGCCGCCGCACCACCGUUCCUCGCCGCCGUUCGCCGCGCCGAGUACGGGGAUGGAGCUGCCGUGGUGUCCUUGUUCUCUACGCUGAAGGCCAGGAGCGGAAGCUGCUCCAGGACGAUGCCACGGACCUUGCCGUCGUCGCCCUUUUCUUCGACACCGACGGUCAUCGCUCGCCUCUGCUUCCUCUUCCUCGACUCCGCCGUCCCCGCGUCGUUUCCAUCUUCGACCACCACCAGGACGCCGGUACCGAGGAGUGCCAUGAGGAGUUUGCGUGCUACCCCGAGGAGGAUAUCGCUUGUGCCUCUACCGCUGAUCCUGCAGGCGAGCCCACCCUUUCACCUAUUUUACUUUUACAUGCUCUUUUGAUCUAUUGCUAUCCCUGUGUUGCGAUUCUGUUGUGUCACGUGUCCUAUCCACCUGUUACCUAUAUGUCCGAGAUACACCUCCUCGCCCUUCCUAUUGUUUGUUGUUUGCCAGCUUUGCGAGUCGUAGGCGAGUUUAGGGUCUUGUUGAUAUCUCGAGAUGUUCGGGAUAUCUUGUUGGGAGGUUAUCACAUGCUAUAUCUUUUGUUGGAGAUAAUCACAUUUACUUUAUUGUUAACAACUAAAAUUGUAAGCAGAGGCAUCUGUGAGCCCCUUUGCGAAAGCAUCGGAACUUUGACUUGCUAAUGUCCCCUAGGACCCGAGUUCUUGUUAUCUGUUCCGAGAUUGAGCGCUCUACCCGUACGUGGGGGAGUGGGACCCCCAUCACCCACUACCUUUCCUCGAGUCUGUUUAUUGGGAGCCACAACCUUGGUUUUUUUUUUGCUCAUAUGCAUGAUGCACGAUUUACUUCUGUUGCCUUCGGGUGUUUAUUUCUGUACUGUACUCAUCUCGUGGAACGAUUAGCGACAGCAGGUUGUUCACACUUAGCUUAGCCGUUGGCACAAACCUCUGGGUCCGUAUCGAAGUACGGCCGAACUUCGUCACGGGUAGCUUAGUUGGGUGGCUCCCAUUAAACUUUCUCUUGCAUUGGGAACGGUCUUGAUGUGAGACUCCACCUGUAGCAAGUGGGUUCGAGCAUGCGUAUGGUUACAUUUGGGCAACCCCUGCAGGGUGUACAUCUUAUCGAUAAGCCGUGUCCGCGGUUAUGGACGACUUGGAAUUGUAUAGCUUGAUCAUAGAACAACUUACACCUUAUAUCUUGUUGCUAAUAAUUUGCUAAUAAAACUUUUUCAAAAAGUGUGUGUGUGCCUUUGACAGUACCUCUUUGCGAAGGGGGAUCGCAUCGGCUGUGUUAUGUUUGCAGAGUAUAGAACUGUUACCUUGUGCGCUCUCUUAUCUUCUCUGAGUAGACGGAUGUUGUAGCGUGUCUCUAUUGGAUAGUAGCUUUGCUGCCGCUAAACUCCACAUAUAGCCGGGUGAAGUUUAUACCGCCCACCAGCGAGCAUAGCUGGUCUUGUCUCGCAAGUACGUGCCAAUGGUACUUACCCUCGCCUUCCUUUCUUUUUGUCUCCUCCCCCUUUUGUCGGCAACCGAUGGCCCGACUUUGACAGGUACGAGAUGACGACGUUAGCAAGGUUACCCUUCCGGCUUGGCCUGGGCAGGGUUAUGGA
Molecule: messenger RNA, 2543 nt
Organism: Lolium perenne
Lineage: Eukaryota; Viridiplantae; Streptophyta; Magnoliopsida; Poales; Poaceae
Source: RefSeq, a predicted model, not a curated record